Molecule: messenger RNA, 214 nt
Organism: Paramecium sonneborni
Lineage: Eukaryota; Ciliophora; Oligohymenophorea; Peniculida; Parameciidae
Source: the annotation of a GenBank genome assembly
UAUAUGCUUAUGAUGUACCCAUAUUCAUAUAAAAUGCAGUAUUUCAUUUGUAAAUUUUUAAGUUCACUUAUCUAGGUCAUAGGAUUGCUAAUAUACAAUUUAAUAUUGUUAGGAAUGAUUAAGUAACACUCAUUCAAAUCAUUUAAAUCAGAGAAAAAAAAAUAUUGAGUUUAAUUUAUUAUUAAUAGUGUCUUGGAAAGGGCACAGACUGACU